AUGUCGUCUGGUGUCGCAGUCAACGAUCAGUGCCUCGAGCUCUACCAGGAAUUCAAGCUUCGCAAGAGCUACAAGUACAUCAUCUUCAAGUUGUCGGAUGACCUUAAGGAGAUCGUUGUUGAGAAGGCUGCCGAGACUGGCAAUUAUGAUGAAUUCCUUGCCUGCUUGCCUGCUGAUGAACCCCGUUAUGCAGUCUAUGACUUCGACUAUGAGAAGCCUGGUGAAGGUCAACGAUUCAAGAUCACUUUCUAUUCAUGGAUUCCCGAUACUGCCAAGGUUCGCCAAAAGAUGUUGUACGCUUCCAGUAAAGAUGCUCUUCGCAAAAAGUUGGUUGGUUUGGCUAUCGAAAUCCAAGGCACAGACUUUAGUGAGGUUGAACACGAAGCCGUGUUAGAAAAGGCAUCCCGCUCUGCUUAA
Molecule: messenger RNA, 417 nt
Organism: Lichtheimia ornata
Lineage: Eukaryota; Fungi; Mucoromycota; Mucoromycetes; Mucorales; Lichtheimiaceae
Exons: 4
Coding region: 1-417 (138 amino acids)
Biological process (GO): cell motility; actin filament severing; actin filament depolymerization
Cellular component (GO): cytoplasm; actin cortical patch; actin cytoskeleton
Molecular function (GO): actin filament binding
Source: RefSeq, a predicted model, not a curated record